UUGGCAAGCGACAUGCAGCAGUACGUCAGCCUCCAAAACCUUUCCAUAUGUUUCCAGCUCUUAAUGCUCUCCUGUCAAACCCAGGGGGAGAAUCAACCGUCUCCUAAUUUUAACCAGUACGUGAGGGACCAGGGCGCCAUGACAGACCAGCUGAGCCGAAGGCAGAUCAGGGAGUACCAGCUCUACAGCCGGACCAGUGGCAAGCAUGUCCAGGUGAACGGCAAAAGGAUCACCGCCACGGCAGAGGAUGGCAACAAAUUCGCAAAGCUGAUCGUGGAGACAGACACCUUUGGGAGCCGUGUGCGCAUCAAAGGAGCCGAGAGCGAGAAAUACAUCUGCAUGAGCAAGAGGGGGAAGCUCAUUGGAAAACCCAAUGGCAAGAGCAAAGACUGCAUCUUCACUGAGAUCGUUCUGGAGAACAACUACACAGCCUUCCAGAAUGCCCGCCAUGAGGGCUGGUACAUGGCCUUCACGCGCAAGGGCCGCCCACGGAAAGCCACCAAGAGCCGCCAGAACCAGCGGGAGGCACACUUCAUCAAGCGCCUCUACCGCGGCCAGCUGCCCUUCCCCAACAACGCCGAGCGGCAGAAGCAGUUUGAGUUUGUGGGGUCCUCCUCCCCGACGCGCCGGACGAAGCGCACCCGCACCCCGCGGCCCCGCACGUAG
Molecule: messenger RNA, 666 nt
Organism: Malaclemys terrapin pileata
Lineage: Eukaryota; Metazoa; Chordata; Testudines; Emydidae
Gene: FGF17
Product: fibroblast growth factor 17
Exons: 5
Coding region: 13-666 (217 amino acids)
Biological process (GO): cell differentiation; animal organ morphogenesis; fibroblast growth factor receptor signaling pathway
Cellular component (GO): cytoplasm
Molecular function (GO): type 2 fibroblast growth factor receptor binding; growth factor activity; type 1 fibroblast growth factor receptor binding
Source: RefSeq, a predicted model, not a curated record